Molecule: messenger RNA, 1116 nt
Organism: Arachis ipaensis
Lineage: Eukaryota; Viridiplantae; Streptophyta; Magnoliopsida; Fabales; Fabaceae
Source: RefSeq, a predicted model, not a curated record
AUGCGUGAAUCAGAAAUGCUCGAAGAAAUAAGUCAGCUGCAUGGAGAAGAUAUAUGGCAAAGCAUGUCUUGUUACUACGGCGAUGUGAGAGACACGUACGAGUUCAUCACAUGGUUAUUAGUAGUGGAUGGAUGUUCUAUACUUCAUUUGUUGGAAAAAUCAGGAGACUCAGUUGAUCCCCAUCGAGAACUAAAGAUUAGCGUCGACAAGCUUGUGCGGAUGUACGAGGAUCUUCUUGUCAUGGACAACCAAAUUCCUUUUCAAGUGCUGAGGCUCUUUUGCAAAGAUGAAGCCAGGCUUGAGAAAUGCCUCCACACCUUCCUUCAAGUUCAUGGUGUUAAGACGGCACCCGAGCUCGGAAAGGGAAAGAAGACCACACAAGAAGCAGCACAAGAACUCAAACUAGUUGUCCAGGGAGAUUAUGAUCAAAACAGAGAGGAUCCUGUCCAUCUUCUAGAUUAUCUACGGAGGGCCCUCUUGAUGAGAGACCUCGACACAAUCCAUAAAGAGAUUCCGGCGGCCGAGAUGAAGAUCAAGAGGAGAUCCUUGCACCUUACAAAGUAUAGGAUUGGAAGCAUACGAGAACUCAAGGCAGCUGGGAUUAGUUUGAGAAGACAUUCGGCUGGAAACUCGAUCUAUCCCAGCUUCAAAGAUGGGAUAUUACAUCUUCCAGAGCUAGUUGUGGAUGGCACAAUGCCUCAUAUAUUCCUCAACCUAGUAGCCUAUGAGAUGACUCAUUUUCACAGCGACUUUGAGAUCAGUUCAUAUUUAGUUCUCCUGAGCUCUCUUGUUGACCAGCCGGAGGACGUGAAGGAGCUGAGAUUGGCUGGCAUACUUAUCAAUGAACUUGCAAGUGACAAAGAAGUGUCUGAUCUGUUCAAUAAGAUGGACAUUAUUUUGGUGCCUGAGACGCCGUGGUUUGCUAACAUCAGAGACCAAAUCCAUUCACAUUUUGAGUCCAAACGAGGCAGGAUCAAGAUUCUGACUUGGAUGGGAGAGGCCUAUAACACCUUUUUUCGCUCGCCAUGGACCAUCAUUGCUUUGUUGGCUGCCACACUUGGCCUUGUUCUCACAUUUAUCCAGACAUGGUUUGCCAUCCACCCUAAAGCUUCAUAA